AUGGAAGUCCUAUCUAAGGAAGGUUACAUACCUCGAAUGGAGAUUGGAGAACUAGGCUUCUGUGAGAGCUGCGUCCUGGGGAAGUCUCACAAGCAGAGCUUCCCGAAAGCCAAACACACUACUAAAGGGAUCCUUGAGUACGUUCACUCGGAUCUAUGGGGUUCACCGUCAACUCCAGAGAGUCUCGGUGGUGCAAAGUACUUCAUCAGCUUCAUCGAUGAUUACUCAAAGAAGCUUUGGGUUUAUUUCCUGCGAACAAAGGAUGAGGCAUUCAGUAAGUUCAAAGAAUGGAAAGAAGCUGUUGAAAGUCACACUGAGAAGAAGAUAAAGUGUUUGAGAACAGAUAAUGGUUUGGAAUUCUGCAAUACCUUGUUUGACGACUUGUGCAGAAAGUCUGGAAUUAAGCGCCAUCGAACCUGUACCUACACCCCACAACAAAACGGAGUAUCAGAAAGGAUGAACAGAACCAUUAUGGAUAAAGUGAGAAGUAUGCUAGUUGAGACAGGAUUGGGACAAGAGUUUUGGGCUGAAGCUACAUCUACGGCUGUGUAUCUGAUAAACAGGACACCUAAUUCUACAAUUGAGUUUCAAUUACCAGAGGAGAGGUGGUCUGGUCAAAAGCCUGAUCUCACACACCUAAGAAGGUUCGGGUGUACAGCUUACGUUCACACUAUUCAGGAAAAGAUAAGUCCUAGAGCUGUAAAAGGCACUUUCCUAGGCUAUCCGUUUGGUGUUAAGGGUUACAGGGUCUGGAUUCCAGAAGAUGGAAAGUGUACGACUAGCAGGAAUGUUGUUUUUAAGGAGGAUGAAGUUUACAAGGAUCUAAACAGUUCUAGCAAUCUACGUGGAGCUACUUCUUCAGGUGGAGCUACCACUCCUUCCUCAGUUGAUCCCAUUGAUGUUACCUCGGAUGAUGAAGAAGAAGGAUUAAUAUUCAAUGAGGAAGAAGAAGAAAAUGAGACUGAAACACUAAACAAGAUGAUGAUUACCUCUGAAGACAUUGAAACGGAGAAUCCUAAGUCAAUGGACAGAAGCAAGAAAAGUCCUAAUUGGAAAUUAUGGCAUAAUGCAGCAGAUGAUGAGAUGACUUCAUUGAUAAAGAAUCAUACCUGGGAUUUGAUUGAGAAACCGGAAGAUGCCAGGGUUGUAGGCAGUAAAUGGAUCUUUACAGUGAAAUCAGGGAUUCCAGGGGUUGAGGCAAAAGGCACAAGGCAAGCGGUUGUUAACAGAGACUAUGAGCUAGAACAGAUGGAUGUCAAGACUGCAUUUCUACACGGUGACUUAGAAGAAAGGAUACUAAUGAAGCAACCAGAAGGUUUCAUUAAGAAAGGAGAUGAAAACAAAAGCGAGUAUGAUCAGUGUGUCUACAUGCGCAACAUUCAGAAUGAAAAUGCAGUCUACUUACUUCUCUAUGUGGAUGAUAUGCUAAUUGCAUCAGGCAGUUUGUCAGAGAUCAGAUUGGUAAAAGACAGUUUGAGCUCUAAGUUCGAAAUGAAAGACAUGGAUGCUACAACAACAACAACUCCACUUGCUACUCAUUUCAAGCUAAAAAGUUUAACUAAAGCAGAGAAAUUAGAGGAAGCAGUUCAUAUGGAGAAUACACCCUAUGCUAGUGCAGUGGGAAGUUUGAUGUAUGCAAUGAUUGGUUCAAGGCCAGACUUAGCAUAUGCAGUUGGGGUUAUAAGCAGGUUCAUGUCAAAUCCAGGGAGAGGUCAUUGGACAGCAGUGAAAUGGGUUUUACGCUACCUAAGAGACUAUGCAACGGAUAUUGACAGAAGAAGGUCAGUGACUGGGUAUAUCUUUCAAGUCUGGGGUAAUACAGUUUCAUGGCGUUCUAAUCUACAGUCUGUGGUAGCCCUAUCAACUACUGAAGCUGAGUACAUGGCCCUAUCUUCAGCAGUAAGAGAGGCUAUAUGGUUAAAGGGUUUAUGCAGUGAGUUGGGUUUUGAUGCAGGUGCAGUUAAAAUUCAUUGUGAUUCACAGAGUGCACUAGCUCUAGCUAAGAACUCAGUUUAUCACGAAAGGACUAAGCAUAUUGCUACAAAGUAUCAUUUCAUCAGAGAUAUAGUAGCAGAAGGCACAGUCAAGUUGUACAAGAUACACACAAGCAAGAAUCCGGCGGAUUUCCUAACUAAGGCCUUACCUGGGCCAAAGUUUGAGCUCUGCCUGAGCUUGCAAAAGUCGCCUGAGAAGCUUGAAGGCUCCAGUUCCAGGUGGAGUAUCUGUGAAGAGAAGAUCAGAGGAAAGUCAGUUUUGGUUCAUCAGUCUGGGUUUUCUGGGUUUUCGUCAGAUCAGAGGAAAGUGUUUGCGAGAAAGGGUUUCUGGGUUUCUAGUUGUGGUUACCUAGGUUUUCUGAGCAGAGGAGAAAAAGAAAAGGAGAGUCAAACGGGCAUGAGGAAUCGAUCGGUGCUUAGUGCGGAGAUCGAUAGGCCUCGAGAAGAUACUGUGAUGAUUCCAGUGCCGGAGUGCAUGGUUUACCGGCGGAUGCGAGCUGAUUCAAAGUCGCCGCAUCAGUUCACUAUCGCGGAGAGAGAGAAGCGGAGAAGUCGAGAGUGUUAG
Microthlaspi erraticum is the source of this 2559-nucleotide messenger RNA. NCBI's taxonomy places the organism in Eukaryota, Viridiplantae, Streptophyta, Magnoliopsida, Brassicales, Brassicaceae. The record is from the annotation of a GenBank genome assembly.